Coprinopsis cinerea okayama7#130 is the source of this 3561-nucleotide messenger RNA. RefSeq lists its product as hypothetical. NCBI's taxonomy places the organism in Eukaryota, Fungi, Basidiomycota, Agaricomycetes, Agaricales, Psathyrellaceae. The transcript has 5 exons. The record is from RefSeq and is a predicted model, not a curated record. The coding region runs from base 1 to 3561 and encodes 1186 amino acids.
AUGGACCAAUCGAACAACAAGCCCACAGAUCAGAUUGGGAACAACGCCCGUUUGACUAUUGGCGGAAGUGCUCCGCCAACCGCGACCUUCCUACCACAAACCAAUGACAGCGAAAGCGCCCCGUUACCCAUACGUGCAAGAGACACGCGUCGUGGCACCGUUGAGACCGAACAUCAGCAACCGGUCCCUCAGAAUCAGCCAACGCUCUCACAAACGUCCUACUCUACCCCGAAUCUUCCCAGUCCAUAUCCACCGCUCACCCUUGGCCGUUCAGCCUUGCAAACCGCGCCGUUGCCUCCAAUUACCUGGACCCUGGAACCUUCGCGCGUAAAUAGCCAUAGCCCGCAAGUGACUCCUUAUCCGAGCCUACCACCUGCACCGACAUCUCAACCACUACCCCUGAGCUAUUCAUCUCAGCCACCUGGAAGUACAAGUCAAGCGAUUAGACCGGUCCAGUCCGUGCCCAACCCUCAAUUAUCGUCGGGUUAUCAGCCGCCAUCGUUCAGCACUCAAGCUUCAGCACCGCCUCCGCGACGGGCGUCUGUACGACGCAGGCAAUCGCACGGUUAUGUCGCAAACGACCCUUAUCGCCCGUCAUCGGGACGCAAGGAGGAUACCGUAGCUAACGACACCACAUUUGACGAUAUCGAUGUCGCUCCAGAGCCCCAGAACACCUCGGCUGGCACAGCGGGGUAUCCCCACCAGACCCAGCCAUUUCCAACGCCGAUGGGUCAGGUUUCUACACCUCGCCCUCCAACUUCUACCUCUGUAUAUCCGCAACUUCCGCAAACUUCAACACAACCAAUCUUGUCGCAACCACCUGUGGGGCCCAUUUACUCGACCCCGAUUCCGACAAAUGACAAUCCGUACCGUCCACCACAACAAACCGAGCCCGUUCCAGUCGCUCAGCCACCGCAGCCUAUCUCUUCUGGCACACCAUUGCCGUAUCCGACGUCUGGCCCCCAACGAUACCAUUCUUCUAUCGACAACCCAGCCAGCUCAGAAAGCCAACUACCCAACCCUUAUUCGACCAUUGGUCAACCUGCGGUGCCUGAUGUACCCUCUCAAACAGCCCAGCGACCGGAACAAGGCCGUUAUGGCACGCCAUUGCCAUACCCGACGUCUGGCCCGCGUUUGUCUUCCCCUGCUCAGUAUCCGGCCGGUUCAGACAGCCACCUACCCAAUCCUUAUUCAGGUGCCGGUCAACCCCCAGUCAUCGUCCCGCCGGGUGACGAUGGACAAAGUACCUACAGCGGACAUCAUCCAGACCAGGAUUGGGACAACAGACGCGACGACGAUGGACGUCAUACACCCCUAAGCACCAUCGAAGAAUAUACCGAGCCUCCUUCACGGCCUACUUCUGUCCGUCCUCCACCACGCUUGGAUACGCAGGACUCGUACAACCCGCCCUCCGCAACAUCGCCGCGUCCCUCAUACCAAGACCCGUGGAUGCCGCCGAGCAACCCGUAUGGCGACGCUACUUCCUCGCCUUACAUCUACCCGCCUGUCUACCCAUACGAACCUUAUGGACAAACACCCUAUAAUCUUCCCGAGGAAGACGAAACGGCCUGCGACAAGUGUGGCGCCUGCCUGGGGAAGUCGCUUGGUAUUCUCGUCUGGGUCCUCUUCUGGCCCAUCCUCCUCCCUUACAUGUUCUGUCGUAGACGAAAACACGAGGCGGACAACGCCGGUGUUCAUUAUCCCGUCGCCACCGACGAAGAAGCUCCCGGAGGAAGUCUGUAUUCCAAACCUGAAAGCAAGCUCGAGGUCGCGGUCAGAUACUCAACCCGGGAGAUUCCGAAGGAGGUUUACAACCUCUUCUUGCUACGCCUCCCAUCGCUAUACUUUUCUCGAGUCGCUAGGAUAUUCGAAGAGGCGGAUCUCAGCUUGAGCGAGCUCAAAAAGAUGGCGCUGGAGACUGCAACAAAAUCCAACUCGUAUGGUCCUUCCGCCUAUUUCCUCGAGGCUCAUAGCAACCUGCCGCCGGUGUACGAAAGCUUGAAGAACACCUGGGAAGGGUUCAUUGAUUCGGUUAUGCGGGAGUGGAAGACGUUCAAUAUUAUCUCUGUUUUACUUCUUUCGGCAAUUUUGACAAUACUGCAAAUCGAUGCGGCUUCGAACGACGGGUUGACCCGGUAUACCGCUAUGGCGUCGCUGGUCUGCGCAUUGAUGAGUCUGCUAUAUGGUUGCGUGUACAUCAUCAGGUUCGGGACGAUGCGCAAACCGUACAAAGCAGCUGAGUGGGCAUUGGAGGCGAAGAAGUCUAGGACUCUCAUAUUCUGGAACGUCUGGGUUCUGCUUGCAAUGCCUGCUGUGUGGUUGUCGUGGUCGUUGAUUCUCUACGUAUGCUGCAUCAUGUCCUUCCUGUGGCGAACGAGUGCUCUCGAUGUGGACGAUACUAGGCCCAUGUCGAAAAGCGGUUUACUUGCUGCAAGGGUCGUCAUCACGAUACUUCUCUCCCUGGGAAUCGUCUACGGGGCUCUCGUUGUGCUCACCUUCCGCCGCUACGGCGAGAUUAUGGAUAGGAAAUGGAAGCAACGCAUAGACGGAUGGAUCGACGCCAAGAUCAACCAAGAGUUACCGCCCCUCCCAGUCGACUCGUAUCCCCCACCAGCACUUCCCUACAAUCAGAAUCCCCAGACGGCACACUCCUUACCCUAUGGUUAUCAGCCUUCAACUCAGCAGUCAGCUCAACCACCGUCCGUGUACUCGACCCCAGCUUCGCAUUCGAGCUAUUACCCGACACCCUAUUCACAUUCCCAACCGAAGACCGGUUACUCUGGUUACUCCACCUACGGACCUCCUCCAGCGAGCUGGGAUAAAGCGGAUAAAGCACCGUCUUACCAUGAACACGAGGCCUUCAGCGAUUACUAUUACAGUGCAGAUAGGAAAGCAAGCUCGGCAGAUGAUAGUACUCCCGUUCCUUCGCCCAAGGUCCCUGCGGCUAGCGCUCCUCAAGUCGACGCACCUGGUUCUCCGGACAGUUUGAAAUCGAUGUAUCUCCCUGAUUCUGUUGCUGGUGCAGCUCAGCCUCUUUCGGCGAGCGGAACGCAAGACUCGUCUCAACCCGCCCCUUCACAGAUUGCCACGCCUUCGCAACAAGCUGUUGGAACGACACCGUCAGGAAAAUCCAGCACAAUCGACAUUGAAGUAGCUGAGCCAUCUUCGACCUCACAAAGUGAGACCUCGUCUUCCAAACGACCGUACAUCUCCAUCCCACCUCCACCCCCACCUCCACCUCUCCCGCCUAAACCCUCUGCAUGGAGUCGUAACACCGAUACCUUGAUUCUACCGUCCCCCGCACAUGCGUAUGACCGGAACUCGCCAUCGUCUUCCAUCGGUGUCUCUCCCGCGGGUUCCAUGAUUCGCUCGUAUUCCGGUGGCGGUCAAUCCGAGACGAGUCUGCUCAUUCGGAAGGAACACAGCGACGGGUCGGAUGCGUCUGGGCCGGCUAGUGUGCAUAAGGAACGAGAUGGUGGCCAUGAACAGGAUUCGUGGAAACGGGCGUCUGUGGAUUCGUUCAAUGAUAGAUUGGACGAGGUUUUGAAGAGUCGGAAGUAG